This is a messenger RNA of Tribolium madens (black flour beetle), 1674 nucleotides long. RefSeq names its product LIM domain only protein 3-like. The record is from RefSeq and is a predicted model, not a curated record. Gene Ontology annotation, molecular function: DNA-binding transcription factor binding; transcription coactivator activity. Gene Ontology annotation, cellular component: nucleus. The coding region runs from base 185 to 916 and encodes 243 amino acids. Gene Ontology annotation, biological process: positive regulation of transcription by RNA polymerase II. The transcript has 5 exons. NCBI's taxonomy places the organism in Eukaryota, Metazoa, Arthropoda, Insecta, Coleoptera, Tenebrionidae.
GACAGCGGCGGCACGACGCGCAUUCCGAGUCCGGACGUCGUCGUGUGUACACGUAUCAAGACUAAUACGAGAACACAAAACACGAUUUCGCGAGUGUUUGGUUCGGUUUGUGUUUCAGUGACGAGCUUUUGACAACACCUGAAAAGCAACGCGACGAAAGCUGUAAGUGUCGUCCUCGGUCCGGAUGAAACCCCCGCCAAUGAAGAUAAAGGCCAGGCCUGACGGCCCUAUGAUGACCAUGGACGUGUCCAAGGGGGAGGCGGCCAAGCCCAACUCGGGCCAGGGACCGCAAGAGUGCGCCGGAUGCUGCAAAACUAUCACCGAGAGGUACCUCCUCAAAGCUCUGGACCUCUACUGGCACGAGGACUGCCUCAAAUGCGGCUGCUGUGACUGCAGGCUGGGCGAAGUCGGCUCUACUCUCUACACCAAAGCCAAUCUUAUCUUGUGCAAAAGAGACUAUUUAAGACUUUUCGGAAACACUGGCUAUUGUGCGGCCUGCAGCAAAGUUAUACCGGCCUUCGAGAUGGUCAUGAGGGCCAGGAGUAAUGUCUACCACCUAGAGUGCUUCGCAUGCCAGCAAUGCAACCACAGGUUUUGCGUCGGUGAUCGCUUCUACCUUUGCGAAAACAAAAUCCUCUGCGAGUAUGACUACGAGGAGAGGUUGGUUUUCGCCAACAUGGCGUACAACCCACCGCCACUGUCCCAUCUCAAGCGCCAGACGUCCAUUCCGCCGCCCAACAUUCCUAAUCAUCAUUUGAUAAACGGCCACCGGGCACCUCUCCCACCCACCAACGGGGAUCUUAAUAAUAACAUGUCGGGAUCUGGGGGGCAACCGCCCCCAAACUCCAUGGCUAACCAGGCGUUUCAACCAGGACAUCUGAAAAGCAGUCCCAUGUCGUUGGGGGCAACUAGCUGAAGACGAUCCCAGUUAUCGUAAACACUGUGAUUUUGUGUUUUUCGUGUGUAUAUAGUCUUUAAUAAUGCUCAAUCACUGCGUAUACUUUCGGAUAUUCGAUUAAUGUGCAAUAUUUCAUCACUCAAAUUUUGAUGUAAGAUAAAGACAAUCCGCUGAAUAUGUGGUGCAGAUUCUUGGAGGUUUUUGCAAAGAAAUGAAGAAGGUUGUGGUCCGGACGAGAUCUUAAGUCUUGUUAGCGAACUCGACAACUAAUUAAGUGCAGGCUUAGGCGGACUAAGACUUUGUAAACUCGGAAAGUCGCGGUUAAAUGUGCCAUAAAAUAAUGUAGGUGUAUCACUCUGUAUAUGAAUUGGACUGAAGGACUAGUGUGCAACAACCACAAUAUUCUAUACCAGGUAUUCAGUGUCCGCCUUUGUAAUUAGGUUUGAAGUUUGUAAAUAGACAUUGUUAGAAUUAGUAAUUAAUGUUGAUAACGUAUACCAUGAUUAUUGACGCUAGUUGUUUUCAACAUAAAUGUUAAUUACGAUCACUAUUAUUACCGUAUAUGUUAUAAAAUCGUUGCCAUUUUUAUUUAUGUUCAUUGUUUCACACUUAUUUUUAUUCUGAAAUGUAUAAAUCCCUCUGUAAAUAUUGAUAACCGUUACUUUUAAGACUAGGUGCCAAUUUUAGAAUUUUUGUGUACAAAAAAGGAGAAACCCAAACAUUGUCAAAAUGUAUUCAAUUAUUAUACCAAUGAUUUGACCAAAGAAAUAAAUAGA